UCCGUAUCCGAUAACCAACGAAGGGCUCUUUCGAGAGAGCGCGCUGUCGAUAAAUACCUCCUGCUCUGCGUCCGAAAGCUCGCUCUGAAAUCUUCUCUGCACCGAUAAAGAGGGGAAAUAGAAACCCUAGAAAUGGAGUCCAAGAAAAAGCUCCGGGUUUUCGUACGAUGCCCCGACCUCGGUCUGUCCACCCGAGCCCUGAUCCUAGCCCCCGAUCUCACCCUCCGCCGCCUCAAGCUCUCCUUCCUCCCCCAAUCCCUCCUUUCCCAAACCCUAACUCUUGAUUCCCUUUACUUCUGUCUCAACGGUAAGCCCCUACCAGACUCAUCCUCCCUCGCGGCCGCUGGUAUCCCCAAUUCUUCCGCCCUCACCCUCCGCCUGCGCCUCCGCGGCGGCGGCGGCGAUGGCGGCGCCACCGGGGCCGAGUCUCGCGACUGCUACCUCAACAUGUACGCCACCAAGAAGCCCGACAAGGUGGAUCCGAACGAGACCCGGCUCUCCAAAUGGACCACCUGCGCCCUGUCCGCUGAGCCUCUCGUUCCCCCGUGUGUGAUCGACCGUCUGGGCAACCUCUUCAACAAGGAGCCGCUUGUUGAGGCCCUCCUCCACAAGAAGCUUCCCAAGGAGUUCAGCCACAUCCGGGGAUUGAAGGACAUGAUCCCAAUCCAUCUCACCCCGAUCCCCAGUGCUGCCGAUUCCGAGACCAAGUUUCAGUGCCCGAUCACCGGUCAAGAGUUCAAUGGGAAAUAUGGAUUCCUGGUGAUCCGUGGAUGCGGGCACGUUUUGAGUGUCAAGGCAUUGAAAGAGGUCGAGUCAUCGACUUGCUUGGUUUGUCAUAAAGAGUUCUCGAAUAUGGAUAAGAUUGUGAUUAAUGGAAGCGCGGAGGAAGUCAGAGCGCUAAGGGAGAUGAUGGAGGAGGAGAGGGGGCGGCUGAAGGGGAGGAAGGAGAAGAAGGUGGGUACAUGUCUGAGUGGUACAAAGCAUGCCAUUAAUGAGAAAGAUGGUACUUUGGAUGACCGGAAGAAGGAUGGGGGUGGUAAAAGGUUCAAGGCAGUGGAUAUGAUGCCAGCCCAUGCUACGAAGGAAGUAUAUGCAUCUAUCUUCACGUCAUCAAAGAAAUUUGAUUUCCAGGAGACGUUUACUUGCAGGUCGCUCCCGCUUGGGAGGAACUGAUGGGGAAGGAUGUGGUGGACAGAGAGGAGCAUCCUGUUUUAUCAUACCGUUUCAUGGAGGUUUGAGUUUAUAAGGUGAGCUUAAUUUGGUGGAAGCAUCUGAUACUGAUGUUCUUCCUGCAGAUCCUGGCAAUAUGUAUGGGUCAGAUUGAUUGUUCUCUCUAUCUGAAGUAGAAAAUGGAUGUGACAAGUGGAAGUUGACUAAGGUGUACCGACUUGAUGAUACUCCUGGCAAGUGGAAGUUGUUUUUUUGUGAAGAGAAAGUUGAUGAACAACCUUUCUUUUUUGCCUUCUUUGUACCGUUUGAGAUAAUUCUGUUGUUCCUGUAUGACAGUCUACUGAUAUCCUAAAAUUUAAACGGUCUUAAACUAUGAAAAUUAGAAUUUGAAGAA
Elaeis guineensis (African oil palm) is the source of this 1564-nucleotide messenger RNA. RefSeq lists its product as uncharacterized. Gene Ontology annotation, biological process: mitotic DNA replication termination. Gene Ontology annotation, molecular function: protein binding. Gene Ontology annotation, cellular component: nucleus. NCBI's taxonomy places the organism in Eukaryota, Viridiplantae, Streptophyta, Magnoliopsida, Arecales, Arecaceae. The record is from RefSeq and is a predicted model, not a curated record.